Rangifer tarandus platyrhynchus (Svalbard reindeer) is the source of this 267-nucleotide messenger RNA. Lineage: Eukaryota; Metazoa; Chordata; Mammalia; Artiodactyla; Cervidae. The record is from the annotation of a GenBank genome assembly.
AUGGCGGCGCUCUUUCUCUGUUUAGAAGUGCCGUCCCGCCUUCUCGCGGCCGUGACGCCCCCUCACGCCGCGGUGGGGUCCGGGACAUGGCGGGUGAGGGUAAUGUUCUGGAGGAGGAGAGCCAAGCUGGAGUUUCCCCCGUCAAGCUGUCGGAACAGAGUAGCCUGGGCUACUUGGAAAUCUGAGUGUGUCCCCAAACCCCCGCCUCUGGUGUACAACCAAAGGAGGAAUCACGACUGUUCCAAUGCUGAAGGGAAAGCUGGCUGA